GAGCCGCGGGGGGUGGUCCCGGCGGUCCGAGCGGACCAGCGGCAGGUAGCGCCAAGGACUACAAGACGCGCCGAGGAGCUCCCCGGGACGUCACUCGACCGGACAGUCAACAGACGACAUGUGGACCGCUCUCUGCUUGGCGGCCCUCGUCGCCACCGCCGUGGGCUCGCCCUUCGGGACGGCUUUGCACGGCAAGAGCAACGGCCUGGACGCCCACUCCUACUCGUUGGAGGUCCGCAAGGGUUUGAGCACCCUCGGCCCGGCCGCCCUGGUCUUCGAUGAGUACGCCAUCUGCUCCGCCAGCAUCCUCCGCGGGGCCAACGCCUCCGCGCUCUCCGUGCGCAUCGGCAGCCGCAUCUUCUUCAACCUCUUUGGCGAGAGCGUGAAGGUGUCCGAGGUCCUGCUGCACCCCGAUGGCGCGGACGUGGCCGUGCUCAAGCUGCAGAAGCCCGUCACCUACAAGUCCGCCAGCUCCAUCGCCGUGGUUGGGCCCGAGGGCGUCGCUCCCGGCACGCGCGUCCAGGUGUCCAGCUGGAACUUCGCCUCCUUCCUGAAGGUGGCCGACGAGUGGCUGGUGCUGCCCAAGUACUGCGCGGGCCCCGGCCUGUGCGCCACGGGCGCGGCUGGCACUGGCGCCCUCGUCAGCGCCGACGGCCAGCUGGUCGGUCUGGCCGGCAGCAGCAAGGGAAAUGGUACCUUGGGCGGCGUCGAGUCCGUCGUGGACCUGGCCGAGCGCUCCGUGCAGAAGUUCAUUGCCGUCGCCACAAACAGAGUGCCUCCGACACCCCCAACACCUCCGACACCUCCCCCGAGCCCUGCGACGGAGACACCGGCAACGGAGGCGCCUCCCACUGCACCCACCGUGCCUACCCCAACCAAACGCCCCAGUGGCAAGACGUGUGCGAUCAGCACACAGAGGGGGUUUCCCAGCCAGGAGCCCAUCCUACUGCGCGAACAGGACGUCAAUACCGCGGCGCUGACCUUCCGGGACCCAGAUCAGGCAGACUCUAUCGAGCUGGCGUCGGGCGAGCGCGUUGUCGUCGUCUGCUCGGGCAGCGGCAACUACCUCAACUUGGACAAGAAACUCCAGGAGGCCGUGGUGGAGUGCGUGGAGGACACGACCUUCCUGUUCAAGGGCCAGAAGGUGGAGUGGAGCUCACUGGGCUGCAAGACCAUUGCCGCCAACUCGGCGCGCAGGGCCGGCAAGUGCGGCAACUCGGGCGAGUUCUCCAGGAUCGAGAUCGGCUUUCAGGCGACGAGCGGCUUCGCGGUCCAGAUCGAGAACUGCUUCAACAGCGUCACCUUCGACGCCGUGUACUCGCGGAUGAACAUGACCCCCGCUAUCGCCGGCCACGAGUCUGGCGGCAAAAGGCCCCAGUUCACGCCCGCUGGCUUCUACGAGGGCUUCGACCCCAACAACCUGUACAAGAACAAGGCCCAGAAGAAGACGGUCGGCGAGCUGCUGGGCGACGCGAGCCUCGGCAACAAGUACAUCAAGGACGGGUCCAGCUCGUACUUCCUGGCGCGCGGCCACCUCUCCGCCAAGGCGGACUACAUCCUGGACGCCCAGCAGCGAGCCACCUUCUACUACAUCAACGUGGCGCCACAGUGGCAGACCUUCAACGCAAAGAACUGGGAGAACUUGGAGGACAGCGUGCGUCGUUGGG
This is a messenger RNA of Frankliniella occidentalis (western flower thrips), 1667 nucleotides long. RefSeq lists its product as uncharacterized. Gene Ontology annotation, biological process: apoptotic DNA fragmentation. Gene Ontology annotation, cellular component: nucleus; mitochondrial inner membrane. The record is from RefSeq and is a predicted model, not a curated record. Gene Ontology annotation, molecular function: single-stranded DNA endonuclease activity; nucleic acid binding; RNA endonuclease activity. Lineage: Eukaryota; Metazoa; Arthropoda; Insecta; Thysanoptera; Thripidae.